AUGACAGCAACAACAUUACCGGAGGCCGCUCUCGGCGUUCUUCCACGCGCGGACGGAUCUGCAAGAUAUUCUCACGCUGGAUACACAGUGACGGCCUCAGUCAACGGUCCAAUCGAAGCCCAACGGAGGGAUGAGCAUGCGUAUGAGGCACACAUCGAUGUCAUCGUACGACCAGCAGCAGGGGUUGGAGGGACCCGGGAACGGCACCUCGAGUCGAUUCUGCAGUCCUCGCUCGCUCAGAUCAUCCUUGUCAAAAACUUUCCCCGCUCUCUCAUCCAGAUUGUCCUCCAGGUUGAGGAUUCGCCAGAGAACGACUAUGUGAAUACCAAGCUCGUUCAGGCGAGCCUGAACUUUGCCAUUAUGCCGGCGCUGAUGCAGACUGCCGUCCUCGCGCUUCUCUCUGCGGCUGUGCCGAUGAGGGCAACCGCAACAGCCACUGCUGUAGCGAUCAUGCAUCAAGAUGGUGCCAAGCAGACCGUGGUAGAUCCACACCCGAGAGACAUCGAAAAGGCCCAGUCAGUCCAUGUGCUGGCCUUCACGUCGCAUGACGAGUUACUCUUGGCAGAGAGCGAGGGCGACUUUACGGUCAAGGAGUGGGACAAUGUGUAUGAGACCGCCAGGGGAAUUUGCUGCCGCUCUCCACCACAGGCAAAAGAAGGAAUGGCGAUGCUGCUUGACGACGAAAGUACCGGUGGCCCAGAUAUGCGGCAGUUCCUUCGGUCAACAAUGGGGUUCAAAGUGGCUGCCGACCUCCACUGGAAGUGA
This is a messenger RNA of Parathielavia appendiculata, 765 nucleotides long. RefSeq lists its product as uncharacterized. Lineage: Eukaryota; Fungi; Ascomycota; Sordariomycetes; Sordariales; Chaetomiaceae. The coding region runs from base 1 to 765 and encodes 254 amino acids. Gene Ontology annotation, cellular component: nuclear exosome (RNase complex); nucleolus; cytoplasmic exosome (RNase complex). The record is from RefSeq and is a predicted model, not a curated record. The transcript has 3 exons. Gene Ontology annotation, biological process: U4 snRNA 3'-end processing; rRNA catabolic process; nuclear mRNA surveillance.